AUGGUCUUCCUGCCGCCAGCCCGUCUCCCGCAGUUGCCCGACCUCCCCGACACGGUCACCGUGGACAAGUUUAUCAACACGGAAAGCCACGGUCGCCGACCUUUCUCCUCCUCCCGCGCUCCCUACACCUGCGGCCUCACCGGCGCCUCGCACGACGCAUCCCAUGUUGCGUCCCGCGUCGACCAUCUCGCCCGGGCCAUUGGCAAGCGCCUGGGCCUGAGCCCCAACGAGGGCACCGCCUGGGAUCGCGUUGUCUGCUUGUACUCGCUCAACACGAUCGACUACAUCCCCCUCACGCACGCCAUCCACCGCCUCUCCGGCGUCGUCACCCCCGCGAGCGCCGCCUACUCGUCCCAGGAACUCCAGCACCAGCUGCACUCCUCGGGUGCCAAGGCUCUCUUCACAUGCCUCCCCCUGCUCGAAAACGCGCUCCCGGCCGCCGAGGGCGCCGGCAUACCCCGUGACCGCAUCUUCCUUCUGCCCGUGCCCGAGGUCCCAAACAAGGGCUCCUUCGUCACGGUGGACGACCUCGUGGCCGAGGGCAGACACCUUCCCCGAGUUGCUCCCCUGCACUGGACAAAGGGCCAGGGCGCGAGGCAGCCGGCUUACCUUUGCUACUCCAGCGGAACCUCGGGCUUGCCUAAAGCGGUCAUGAUCUCGCACCGAAACGUCAUCGCCAACGUCGUCCAGAUCUGCACCUCGGACUCUGUCUCGCGCGACGAGCUCGGCAUCGCCACCCAGACGACCCUCGGCGUCUUGCCCUUCAGCCACAUCUACGGCCUCGUCCUCGUCGGUCUCGUCGGACAGUACCGCGGCGACCAGAUCGUCGUCCUGCCCAAGUUCGACCUCACGGCCGUCCUGGCGGCCGUGCAACGGUUCCGGAUCGAGCAGCUCAGCGUCGUGCCCCCCAUUCUCAUCCAGAUCAUCACCAACAAGCACAUCAGCGCGGCCUACGACCUGAGCAGCGUACGCUGGGUGUUUAGCGGCGCCGCACCGCUCGGGGCCGAGGUCAUCGAUGACUUGCUCAAGCUUUACCCCGCCUGGCGUCUCGGCCAAGGCUACGGCAACUUGGAAACGGACACUCUUUUCGGCUCGUCCGGGUCGCUCAUCCCCGGCACCAUCGCCAAGAUCAUCGACGCCGACGGCAGGGAGGUGACGGAGCUCGAGACCCGCGGCGAGCUCGUCGUCCAGUCCCCCUCCGUUGUCCUGGGGUACCUCAACAACGAGAGGGCCAAUGCGGAGACGUUCAUCUGGGACGAAGACGGCCGCUGGCUCAGGACGGGCGACGAGGUCCUCGUCCGCAAGUCGCCGCAGGGCCAUGAGCACUUUGUCGUCACGGACCGGAUCAAGGAGCUCAUCAAAGUCAAGGGCCACCAAGUCGCGCCCGCCGAGCUCGAGGCCCACCUGCUUGCCCACCCCUUCGUCUCCGAUUGCACCGUCAUUCCUGUGCAAGACGACCGGGCCGGUGAGGUGCCCAAGGCCUUCAUUGUCAAGGCAAAGGAUGCGAGCGACAAGCCUGACGAUCACGUCGCCGCCGCCGUGUGCAAGCAUGUUGAAGACCACAAGUCACGCCACAAGUGGCUCAAAGGAGGUGUUGAGUUUAUCGAUGCCGUGCCAAAGAGUCCGAGCGGCAAGAUCCUCCGCCGGCUGUUGAGGGACAAGGAAGCCCAGGCAAGGAAACAGAAGGGCCCUAAGCUAUAG
Molecule: messenger RNA, 1701 nt
Organism: Drechmeria coniospora
Lineage: Eukaryota; Fungi; Ascomycota; Sordariomycetes; Hypocreales; Ophiocordycipitaceae
Product: AMP-binding enzyme
Exons: 6
Coding region: 1-1701 (566 amino acids)
Molecular function (GO): CoA-ligase activity
Source: RefSeq, a predicted model, not a curated record